Molecule: messenger RNA, 2661 nt
Organism: Tarenaya hassleriana
Lineage: Eukaryota; Viridiplantae; Streptophyta; Magnoliopsida; Brassicales; Cleomaceae
Product: mechanosensitive ion channel protein 8-like
Exons: 5
Coding region: 33-2270 (745 amino acids)
Biological process (GO): transmembrane transport; monoatomic anion transport
Cellular component (GO): plasma membrane
Molecular function (GO): mechanosensitive monoatomic ion channel activity
Source: RefSeq, a predicted model, not a curated record
CGGCCGCGGCUCCGUCGACGGCGAGGAGCUCCAUGGCUCAGGGGCCCGACAACGCGUCGAGGGAGUUGCGUGUGUCGUUCGGUGUUCAGAGGUGGGGGAUGAAUUUGGAAGGCUCGGAUUCGUCUUCUUCGUCUUCGGCUUCCUCCGCCACGAUGCGGACGAACAACAUGGAGCAGAGGGAGGAUCAGGAUGAGGUCGUGAGGUGCACGCCGAACAUGUCGUUUCAGAGGAAAUCGGAGCUACUGUCUAGGGUUAAGACAAGAUCCAGACUGCAGGAUCCACCGCAGGAAGAACAGAGGUAUUCAGGUUGGAUAGGGAGAUCCGACCAGCUCAGAUCCGGGUACCUAGGAAAAACUACGGAAGACGAAGAGGACGACCCAUUAGCGGACGAGGAUGUUCCUGAGGAGUACAAGAAGAGGAAGCUCGAUGCGUUGACGUUGCUGGAAUGGAUGAGCUUGGUCACCAUUGUAGCUGCAUUAGCUUGUAGCUUAUCGAUCCGUUCAUGGAAGAAGGUUGCUCUAUGGAACCUUCACCUCUGGAAAUGGGAGGUUUUCUUGCUGGUUCUCAUAUGUGGGAGGCUGGUUUCCGGUUGGGGAAUCCAUAUCGCCGUCUUCUUCAUCGAGAGAAACUUCCUCCUGAGGAAGAGGGUUCUGUACUUUGUGUACGGACUGCGGAAAGGCGUCCGGAACUGCAUCUGGCUAGGGCUCGUCCUUCUCACUUGGCAUUUCUUGUUCGACAAGAAAGUUCAACGCGAAACCAAGAGCAUGGUCCUCCCCUACGUGACCAAGGUCUUAGUGUGCUUCCUGGUCGGAAACUUGUUGUGGUUGAUCAAGAUCCUGGUCGUGAAAGUUCUCGCCUCCUCCUUCCAUGUAAGCACAUACUUCGACAGAAUUCAGGAAGCUCUGUUCAACCAGUACGUGAUCGAGACGCUGUCAGGUCCUCCAAUGGUGGAGAUGAGUAGAAUCGAGGAAGAAGAAGAACGGGCACAAGAAGAGAUGUAUAAGAUGCAGAACGCUGGAGCCAAUUUGCCGCCGGAUCUCUGUGCAGCUGCAUUCCCGCCAGGGAAAAGCGGGAGGACAAUGUUCGUAAACCCUAAGCUUUCGCCGAUGAUCUCGAAGACUGCAACUGAUAACGGGAUCACCAUGGAUCACCUGCAUAAGAUGAAUCACAAGAACGUUUCAGCAUGGAACAUGAAGAGGCUGAUGAAGAUCGUGAGGAAGGUUUCCCUGACUACUUUGGACGAACAGGUGAUCGACAAUUCUUACGAAGACGAUUACACUAGGCAGAUACGGAACGAGAAAGAAGCUAAAGCAGCAGCAAGGAAGAUUUACAAGAACGUGGCUCGAAGUGGAUUGAAGCAUAUUUACCUGGACGAUUUGAUGAGAUUCUUGCGUGAAGAUGAGGCCGUGAAGACAAUGAGCCUCUUCGAAGGUGCAUCCGAGACCAGAAGGAUUAGCAAAUCGGCUUUAAAGAAUUGGCUGGUAAAUGCUUUCAGAGAGAGAAGAGCUCUUGCCCUGACACUGAACGACACAAAGACAGCGGUGAACAAGCUUCAUCAGAUGGUUAACAUUCUCGCCAUCAUUGCCAUAUCAGUCAUAUGUCUAAUCCUUCUCGAAAUCGCCUCCUCCAGAUUCCUGCUCUUCCUAAGCUCGCAAGUCGUAGUAUUGACCUUCAUAUUCGGUAACACCGUGAAAACUAUCUUCGAAUCCAUCAUCUUCUUGUUCAUAGUUCAUCCUUACGAUGUCGGUGACCGGUGCGAGAUAGACGGGAUACAGAUGGUGGUAGAGGAGAUGAACAUUUUGACAACUCUGUUCUUGAGGUAUGACAAUCUGAAGAUUCUGUAUCCGAACAGCGUUCUCUGGCAGAGAGCAAUCAGCAAUUACUACCGAAGCCCCGACAUGGGAGACUCGAUCGAAUUCUGCGUCCACAUUGCUACUCCUGCCGAAAAGAUUGCCGCUAUCAGACAGAGAAUAUCAAAUUACAUUGAUAACAAUCCAGAGCAUUGGUACCCAUCAGCCAAAAUCGUGGUGAAAGACGUUGAAGACUUGAAGACAGUGAGGAUCGCGAUAUGGCCAUGUCACAAGAUCAAUCACCAGGACAUGGGCGAGAGAUGGACAAGGCGACAAGUCUUGGUGGAGGAACUUAUCAAGAUCGUCGUAGAGCUCGACAUUGAGUACAGGCUUCAUCCCCUCGACAUCAAUGUCAAAACUAUGCCAACGGUUGUCUCAAACAGAGUUCCUCCUGGCUGGCAACAGACCCCCCCUGCCUGAACUCGACAGAGCAAAUAGGCAGUCACACAAUUUUGUAACAGGUAACCUUAAUCUUAGGUCUUAGCUAUCAAAAGUGUUUCAGUAGGGGCAUUAUCGUAGGACAAGAAUUCAAGACGAUAUAUAUGUCAUUGUGGAAGAAGGAAGAUCCAAUCCAAACCUUUCAAUGUCUGUAACCAGGAACCCAUUUCAGUCAUAGGAAGAAAGAACCAUAAUAGAACAGAUUUUGUCGAUUUCAUGACCUUCGGCUUCCAUUCUGUUUACUACAGAAAGCAUGUUCUUGAUUCAGCAAAUUGUUUCCGGAGGGAAAAGAUCAGCAACAAGCUUGGGUUCCAAUCAAGCCAUGAUGCUUUAGAUAAUCUCUGAGUAUAACUGAAGAUAGAAUGUGAAUAUG